CACAGAGACACAACUCAAAUAUAUAUGCUAUAAGAAAUGUCUAAAUAUUACUCAUUAAAACAUGCCAAGCUCAAUCCCCCUUAAGUUGGCUAAUGUCUAAUGUUUAGUACCUUGGUUUAUUUGACAAGGCUACAAACUGCGUAUGAAUAUUGAAUAAUACGGAACCUACGAUAAGAUGGGUAAACAUCAUAAUAGAUAUGGAAGAGGUUUUAAAAAAUUAUGUCAUAAUAAAAUGUCAAGAGGCACUUAAAAUGUUUUAUCUUCAAUUAUGUAGAGGUAUCUUUAUAAACGUAUACCUGCUAAAUGGCUGUAGUAAUUUUGUAAUAGCGUAGUAGUUAAAUAUUUUAAGRGAUAGGUAUUAGUUACUUAAAUCAUUAGUUAAAUAAUAUAUAGCACGUUUUUAACAAAAAUGUUGAUCAACAACCUCUUUAAAAAAAAAAGUGCAUGGAUUUACUGUUUGUUAAGUAUACUGUGUGUGGUAGUAAUAUUUGCUAUAGUAAAAGUAAUUAUUGUUGGCCCAAGUAAUUUUAUCGAUGAAUGUUUGGAACUUGUUGGUGGUCCCAAAAAACAAACCUGGGCGUUUCUGGUUGCUGGUUCAAAAGGCUGGGAUAAUUAUAGACAUCAGGCUGAUGUUUCACAUGCAUACCAAACAUUGUUGAAUAAUGGUAUACCAGUUGACCGUAUAAUUGUAAUGAUGACAGAUGAUGUAGCCUUUGAUCCUAAAAAUCCAUUUCGUGGUGAAUUAUUUAAUCAUCCUAAUGGUUCAGAUGUUUACCAAGGUGUACAAGUUGACUAUAAAGGUGAGGAAGUAAAUAGUGAACAUUUCUUAAACAUAUUAAAAGGAAAUAAGACAGCUAUGAUAAACAUUGGCACAGGUCGUGUAAUUGAAAAUAAUCACAGAAAUAAUAUUUUUGUGUAUUUUGUUGGACACGGAACAUCAGGCAUAUUAGCAUUUCCAGGAAAUUUUUUAUAUGCUGAUGAACUAAACAAUGCAUUACAAUUAAUGUAUAGUGAUCGUAAAUUUAAUAGUAUGCUCUUAUUCAUAGAAUCAUGUAGAGCUGGUUCGUUAUUUGAUGGUAUAUUGAGUGACUCUAAUAAUAUAUUUGCUGUAACUGCCUCUGGACCAAGGGAAAGUUCAUGGUCAAUAUACUGCAUUGAUGAAGGUGAAAUGGAAGAUGUUUGCUUGGGCGAUGAAUUCAGCUGUACGUGGAUUGAAGAUCAAGCAAAUCUCGGUAUAUUGUAUCCGUUACAUGUGAAAGAAAUUGUUGAAAAAAGAACUGUUCUCAAUCAUUUUGUUUACAUCAGAACUAAAGUUAAACUAAGUAAUGUAAUGCCGUAUGGAGACUUUAGUGUUGGUCAAGACAAAUUGUCGGCAUAUAUCGGAAAAUCACCCGAAGUAUUUUCCAAAUAUUCUUAUCAUAAUAGUGGUAUUUCAACAUUUAAUAAACACAAUGGUACAAAUAUGUUUAGUUAUCAAUUUUCAAAAAAUAUGUUUAAACAGUAUCAGACAAAGAAAUUACAUUAUGGAAAAAAUACUAUGAAACAAAGCUAUAUUUACAAUAAUAGUAUUAGAAAAAUUAUGGAUAGAACAUUAAAUACAAUCCUUCAAAGUGUUAUAAAACAAUUGCCAAGAUUUAUUGGACAUAUUGAUGAGCUUAAAGAACUUCCWAGUAGUUUGCCAUUAGAUGUAUUUCCGUGUUACAGACAAACUUUGGAGCACAUCACUACAAACUGUUUUUCUUUGCCUAAGAAUAUAUACUCACUCAAUGAAAUGCACCAAUUUUUCAACCUAUGCACAAGAAUUAAAGACAGUGGAUGGAAAUCUGAAGAAUUUUAUAGCGUGUUUGAACAAGUUGUAYACAAUGUCUGUUCAAAAAAUUCAUCAACAUUUUCAAAUUUAAAUAAAAUUACUGAUAUUCAUUGA
Diuraphis noxia (Russian wheat aphid) is the source of this 1924-nucleotide messenger RNA. RefSeq names its product legumain-like. The record is from RefSeq and is a predicted model, not a curated record. Gene Ontology annotation, molecular function: cysteine-type endopeptidase activity. Gene Ontology annotation, biological process: vacuolar protein processing. NCBI's taxonomy places the organism in Eukaryota, Metazoa, Arthropoda, Insecta, Hemiptera, Aphididae.